Molecule: messenger RNA, 1044 nt
Organism: Rhinopithecus roxellana (golden snub-nosed monkey)
Lineage: Eukaryota; Metazoa; Chordata; Mammalia; Primates; Cercopithecidae
Product: olfactory receptor 6J1
Exons: 1
Biological process (GO): G protein-coupled receptor signaling pathway
Cellular component (GO): membrane
Molecular function (GO): olfactory receptor activity; G protein-coupled receptor activity
Source: RefSeq, a predicted model, not a curated record
AUGGGGAACUGGACUACAGCAGUGACUGAGUUUGUUCUGCUGGGGUUUUCCCUGAGCAGGGAGGCGGAGCUGCUGUUUCUGGUGCUCCUGCUGCCCACAUGCCUGCUGACUCUUCUGGGGAACCUGUUCAUCAUCUUCACUGUGCUGUCCUGCUCCCGCCUCCACACCCCCAUGUACUUUUUCUUGUGCAACCUCUCUAUCCUGGAUAUCAUAUUCACCUCAGUCAUCUCUCCAAAAGUGUUGGCCAACUUAGGAUCUGGGGAUGAAACCAUCUCCUUUGCCAGAUGUAUCAUCCAGUGCUAUUUGUACUUUUCCUUGGGCACAGUUGAGUUCCUCCUGCUGGCGGUCAUGUCCUAUGACCGCUAUGCCGCCAUCUGCUCCCCUCUGAGGUACACCACCAUCAUGAGACCUCCUGUCUGCAUUGAGACCGUUGUGUUCUCUUGGGUGGGAGGCUUCCCCUCUGUGCUCUUUCCAACCAUCCUCAUCUCCCAGUUGCCCUUCUGUGGCUCCAACAUCAUUAACCACUUCUUCUGUGACGGUGGACCCUUGCUGGCCCUGGCCUGUGCAGACACCACUGCCAUCGAGCUGAUGGAUUUUAUGCUUUCUUCCAUGGUCAUCCGCUGCUGCAUAGUCCUCGCGACCUAUUCCUCUAGGUACAUUAUCUUGACAAUAGUGCGCAUUCCUUCUGCAAGUGGAAGGAAGAAGGCCUUUAAUACCUGCGCUUCCCACCUGACCAUAGUCAUCAUUUCUAGUGGUAUCACUGUGUGUAUCUUUGUGACUUCCUCCCAGAAAGAAUAUCUGGAGAUCAACAAGAUCCCUUCAGUUCUGAGCAGUGUGAUGACUCCAUUCCUCAAUCCCUUUAUAUAUACUCUGAGGAAUGACGCUGUGCAGGGAGUCCUCAGGGAUUUGUGCGUCAGGGUUUGAGGAGUUUUAGAAAACAGGAUGAGGGCAGUGCUGAGGAGCAGAUUGUCCUCCAACAAAGACCACCAAGGAGGGGCUUGCUCUUCUCCACCAUGUAUGUAUUGUGUAAAGCUCCAGUGUUAG